GAGCAAGGCUGGAGGGACACGGUUAAUGCUACCGACUUUUACAGCAAAGCAGAGUCUCGGUUGAAAGCCCUCAAUGCCCAGUUUCGUCUCAAGAAACCAGACAGACGGUUUGAAGAAUUGAAAAACUACUGCUCCGAUCUGCAGAAUAAUAUCGGUAACAUUCUCAAGAUUAGAGCGCGUUUGUGUGACAAGCUGUAUGGAAUCCACAAAGUCCACGGCAACUACGCUCGGGUGUUCAACGAGUGGAGCGCGUUGGAGAAGGACAUUGCUGAGCACCUGCAGAGUGCCAGUCACUACAUGGAUGUGUUCGCAGCCACCAUUGAUGCACAACUGGAGGAGGAAGAACAGUAUGCUGAUCAGCUGAAAGAGUAUUACGCCUUUGCUGACUCAGUCAGGGCUGUGUGUCGGAGGUACGAGUGUGCCCAGUAUGACAUGGAAAAGGCUGAAGAUACCUUGUCAAUGAAGACAAGUCAGAGGGAUGCUUUGAAACAAGCCAUUGCAGAUAGCCCGGUUCAUGAAGAGGGCAACAAUUCAGGGAAGAGUGGCUUCUCAUUGAGUGGGAUGAAGUCCAAGCUGUUUGGAGGUGACACCCCAGAGCAGAGGGAGGCCAAGGUGAAGCAGCUGGAGGAGCAGAUUAUGCAGGCAGAAGCUGAUCUCAAGAAGGUUCAGGAGGAGUCUGAGUUAUUUAUAGAACAAGCUUUACGAGACAUCGACAGGUUCCAGAGGCAGAAGGUCAAGGACUUGCAGGAGAUCUUCACAAACUACGCUGUGCUUCAGAUCAAACAGUGUAAGAAGGGGAUUGCCAUUUGGACCAGUGCUAAAGACUGCUUCAGCAAGAUCUGA
Candidula unifasciata is the source of this 843-nucleotide messenger RNA. Lineage: Eukaryota; Metazoa; Mollusca; Gastropoda; Stylommatophora; Geomitridae. The record is from the annotation of a GenBank genome assembly.